Molecule: messenger RNA, 1948 nt
Organism: Brassica oleracea var. oleracea
Lineage: Eukaryota; Viridiplantae; Streptophyta; Magnoliopsida; Brassicales; Brassicaceae
Exons: 7
Coding region: 224-1948 (574 amino acids)
Source: RefSeq, a predicted model, not a curated record
AUUGCUGAAGAGUUUGUAACUUGCGAUUUGUGAGCUUCAUUUCCUUCUUCAGCUAAAAAAAACAAGAACAAAGAAAUCUUUCGAAUUCUCAAGAAAAGAAAAGAAUCUAAACAAGAUUCAAGAAGAACUAAAGAGAAACUUUCAAGAUUCCUCAAACGAGCUUUUACUGACAAACCUGAUCAAGUGCGUAUAUUCGAGGUCAGAACCUAUUGGGAUCUAUUGAAUGGGAGUCUCAUUCUCCUAUCCGUUCACCAAGCAAGAAGACGUCGAGGUUGCUCUAGACUCCGUCACCGUUAAGUCCAUAAGCUUCGGUGAUGAGGACGAGUGCAAAACUCCCAAGAGAUCCGUUAACUUCAAUGACAGAACUCUCGAGCCCACGAUCUUGAAAUCUAUUGGAUCGGGUGGUAAAAUGGUUGUUGAGAAGUCUGUCAGCUUCAAAGGGAUGCAGCUCGAGAGAACGAUAGAGAAUGGCUUCGAGAUAGACAAUGCAGAGAUUGCUAGAGAACUCUCAGUUCUUGAUCCGAAGAACCCUAAACACGAAGCUGCUAUUAAGUUACAGAAAGUUUACAAGAGCUUCCGUACGAGGAGAAAGCUGGCUGAUUGUGCAGUGCUCGUGGAGCAAAGCUGGUGGAAGCUAUUGGAUUUUGCUGAGCUGAAGAGAAGUUCUAUAUCUUUCUUUGAUAUUGAGAAGCACGAAACCGCGAUUUCGAGGUGGUCUAGAGCUAGGACUAGAGCAGCUAAGGUUGGUAAAGGAUUGUCCAAGAAUGGAAAAGCACAAAAGCUUGCUCUACAACAUUGGCUUGAAGCUAUUGACCCCAGACAUCGGUAUGGACACAACCUGCACUUUUACUACAACAAAUGGCUCCACUGUCAGAGUAGAGAACCUUUCUUCUACUGGCUUGAUAUUGGAGAGGGGAAAGAAGUAAAUCUUGUGGAGAAGUGUCCUCGUUUGAAACUUCAGCAACAGUGCAUCAAGUACCUUGGUCCGAUGGAAAGGAAAGCUUAUGAGGUUGUUGUGGAAGAAGGCAAGUUCUUUUAUAAGACCAGUGGAGAAAUGCUUCAUUCUUCAAUGGAAGAAAGUGAUUCUAAAUGGAUUUUUGUGCUCAGCACGUCGAAAGUGUUAUAUGUUGGGAAGAAGAAGAAGGGUACCUUUCAACAUUCAAGCUUCUUAGCUGGAGGAGCUACUGUUGCUGCAGGGAGAUUAGUUGUUGAGAGUGGUGUUCUUAAGGCUGUUUGGCCACACAGUGGACAUUAUCAACCUACAGAAGAUAAUUUCUUGGACUUUCUCUCUUUCUUAAGAGAGAACAAUGUUGAUAUCACUGAUGUAAAGAUGAGUCCUACAGAUGAAGAUGAGUUUUCUCUUUACAAACAAAGAAGCACUCACAUGAGAAACCAUUCUCUGGAAGAGGAUUUGGAGUCUGAAAAGACCAUUAUCUUGCAAGACAAGGCUGAUCCAAUAGAAGAAGAAGAAGAAGAAGAAACAACUCCGGUAACGGCUAAUAUCGAAACACCAAAAAAGAUGGAUUCUACUCAAGUAUCUGAAGACUACGAUUCUGGUGAUGAUGAGGAGGAAGAGGAAGAGAUUUUUAACUUAGAACAAGAACAGAGCUCACCAAGAGGAGGAGAAGAAACCAGAGAGAGUGAAGUAGUGAAGAUUCCAGAAGAAUCAAUCCUAAAAAGGAUCAAUUCAAAGAAGGAAAGUAGAUCUUUCCAACUUGGGAAACAACUAUCUUGCAAGUGGACAACAGGUGCAGGACCAAGGAUAGGCUGUGUAAGAGAUUACCCAUCAGAGCUUCAGUUUCAAGCACUUGAACAAGUCCACUUGUCUCCGAGAAGCGCUUCUGUUUCAAAACUCUGUUUCUCUUCCUUGUCUCACACGCAAACGCCUCAGAUGUCACCGUUAUGGCGAGGAAUGUCAUUACCUGCAGAUAUCAUCACACAUUCAUAA